AUGGCUCUCAUUACUUUGGCCGCCGUCGCUGCUGCCGUUGCGUUUCCUGGCCUCGCUGCUGCGACCAAGACUCCUGCUGGUGUCAUUUCCGUCCCGUUAUCUCGCGAUGACGGCCUGACGGCAUACUAUGCCAAGCUACAGGUUGGCACACCGCCGCAGACAGAGUAUCUCAAGAUCGACACGGGCAGCCCGCGAUAUUCUUUCCUCGACUCUCGUAAUGAGGUAUGCAAAAAGCAGGGAAAUAGUUGCAAAACGUUUGGCACCUUCAACAACAAAACAUCCAAAACAUCCCGCUACGACGGUACUGGCUUCGCCGACGCCCUGGGCUACGUUGAUCGAGGCGAUUAUCUGAGCGACACUGUUGUUAUCGGCGGUGUUUCAACCAAGAACAUCUUCCCUGACAAAGUCACUGGUGAUAUAUAUACUAUUCUCGGCCUGUCAUUGGAGUGCGAGUACGCCGGUCCCAAAUGUACUGACAGGUUCUCGUCGUACUUCCUGCCGGAGCUCAAGAAUGCUUCCAAGAUCAACUAUCUCGCUUCAAGUCUCUACCUUGGACCUGAUGACAAGGAGGCCGCCAACGCGAGGAUGCUCCUCGGUGGCGCCUACGACAAGGCCAAGAUUGAGGGCAACCUUAUCACAGUGCCCAUGGUCGACCCCUUCAAUGCCGACCUCAGCGGUGGCCAGACCAACUCGGUUGAUGUCACGUCUUUAGAAAUCGUCCUCACCAAGGGCAACAACCGAACCAAGGAAACUUACGGCAAAAAGGGCGUUGGUCUCCCUGUUCUGCUGCAGACAGGCGUCGCGAAUUGGUACGUCACCGACAAGACUAUUGGUCCUAUAUCCAGCGCUUUCGGUCUCGCCAAGGAACCUGACUUUGGUCAACGAUACUUUGUCGUCGAUUGCAAGUACGGUGACUCCAAGCGCAACGACGGUUACAUCGCUGUUGAGUUUGGUUUCCAUGGCACAAUCAAGGUUCCGUUUCACGGCUUGGUAUCGAAGUUCCCUGAUGACACCUGUGGAGUGUUCCUCGCUUCUCGGGGUUACCCCAUGUGCAUCUUUGGUGACCCUUUCCUGCGCAACGUAUACAGCAUCUUUGACCAGGAGAAAUUUUCUAUCUCGAUGGGCAAAGUGAAGCAUACAGCUGAGGAGAAUAUUGUGCCUUUUCCCAAAGGAGGCUUCAAACCGACUCAUUACUGA
Molecule: messenger RNA, 1197 nt
Organism: Fusarium oxysporum Fo47
Lineage: Eukaryota; Fungi; Ascomycota; Sordariomycetes; Hypocreales; Nectriaceae
Product: aspartic peptidase domain-containing protein
Exons: 4
Coding region: 1-1197 (398 amino acids)
Biological process (GO): proteolysis
Molecular function (GO): aspartic-type endopeptidase activity
Source: RefSeq, a predicted model, not a curated record